UGCCCAUCUUCUACUUCUAUUCCCCUCAUGGUUAUUAUAUCUCCUUGGUCAUGACCAGUACACUGAUCACCGUUGCUUACGCUCUCCCACGCCCGUAUCUAAGUAGUCUGAGACAUAAGUAUACUAGUAACGCGCUAGUACAGUACCCAGUGCAGUCGCUAGCAUAUUCGGGUCUUAGCCUCCCAUAGCCAUUCGUAUCCAGGUAUCCACCUUCUCGCCCCCAUUUAAUCCCCAAUCUUCCUUCUAUCUUCCCAGUCACACUCCCCAUCAUGGUUCGCACCAAUAUCUCCCCCAAUGACCCCGCAGAGGAACAUCCCACUAUCGGUUUGAUCGGAAUGGGUGCAAUGGGCGCUAUGUAUGCGAAGCACCUCUCUAAAGCAGGCUGGAAAAAAAUCAGCGUCUGUGAUCUUCCCGAUAAAUUUGACUCCCUGAAACUCCAAUACGCAGACGUCCCUGGCGUAACAGUCUACCCAGAUGGACACGCAGUUUCUAGAAUCUCAGACUUCAUCAUGUACUCCGUGGAGGCCGAGUACAUUGACCGUGUCGUCUCACAGUAUGGCCCUUCAACCAAAGUCGGCGCAAUCGUCUCUGGCCAGACAUCAGUCAAAGCACCCGAGAAGGACGCAUUUGAAAAGUAUCUUCCUCCAGACGUCCACAUCGUGUCCCUUCAUUCUCUCCAUGGUCCCACAGUUUCCCCAGAGGGACAGCCCCUGGUUCUCAUACAACACCGCGCUCCAGACUCCUCUCUUCACUUAGUCGAAAGCAUCUUCCGAUGCUUCGGCUCACGCUUCGUAUAUUUGACAUACGAAGACCACGACCUCGUUACCGCCAAUGUACAAGCGGUUACACACGCUGCCUUCCUCACCAUGGGCACAGCCUGGGCAAGCCAGCGCUCCUACCCCUGGGAACAGGGUCAAUACGUCGGCGGAAUUGAAACUGUCAAAGUAAACAUCAUGCUCCGCAUUUACGCGAACAAGUGGCAUGUUUAUGCAGGCCUCGCCAUUCUCAACCCCUCCGCGCGUAUUCAGAUCGACCAAUAUGCUUCCUCCGCGACUUCCCUCUUCAAGCUCAUGCUUGCAGGAGAUGAAGAAGGUCUCCGCACCCGCAUUUACGAGGCACGCCAACAAGUCUUCGGCACGGUCGAAGCGGAGCGCGCACCAAUAUUUUUAACUGAAGACGUCCUCGAUCAGUUCACCAUCGGUGGACACCCCAAGCUAAACGGUAGUCCAACAGGGACGUCCGCGCCCCCAUCCAACUCGCACCUCGCACUCCUUGCGAUGGUCGACUGCUGGGCCCACCUCAAGAUCCAGCCAUUCGACCACCUAGACCUCGCAGCAACUCCUAUAUUUAGAAUGUGGAUCGGUGUCGCAGAGUACCUCUUUCGUUCCCCGAAACGGCUAGACUCUGCUAUUCGUUCAGCGGUGUAUGACGUCACCCACCGGUCAGACGAUCUCGAAUUCGUUAUCGCCGCUCGUGGGUGGAGCCAGUGUGUGUCGUUUGGGAGCUUGGAUUUGUAUAAACGCAGGUUUUUGGAGACUGCGUCGUUCUUUGAGAGUAGGUUUGAGGAGGCGAGCGCUAUUGGUUCGGAGAUGAUCAAGGCUAUUUCGCAGAGUUGAAUCUGAUUGGGAAAUAUAUUUUAUGUACUUUUUAUGUAAAACGCCUGCUGGUUUUUUGGAUCGUCUGUCAUGGAUGUCGUUGGCCAGUCAUAUUGGGUU
Messenger RNA from Suillus subalutaceus, 1715 nucleotides. RefSeq lists its product as uncharacterized. Bases 270 to 1616 code for a protein of 448 amino acids. Gene Ontology annotation, molecular function: prephenate dehydrogenase (NADP+) activity; NAD+ binding; prephenate dehydrogenase (NAD+) activity. The record is from RefSeq and is a predicted model, not a curated record. Lineage: Eukaryota; Fungi; Basidiomycota; Agaricomycetes; Boletales; Suillaceae. The transcript has 5 exons. Gene Ontology annotation, biological process: L-tyrosine biosynthetic process.